This is a messenger RNA of Solea solea (common sole), 619 nucleotides long. It is a transcript of the gene mrpl55, whose product is annotated as mitochondrial ribosomal protein L55. The record is from RefSeq and is a predicted model, not a curated record. Gene Ontology annotation, molecular function: structural constituent of ribosome. NCBI's taxonomy places the organism in Eukaryota, Metazoa, Chordata, Actinopteri, Pleuronectiformes, Soleidae. Gene Ontology annotation, cellular component: mitochondrial large ribosomal subunit. Gene Ontology annotation, biological process: translation. The coding region runs from base 88 to 480 and encodes 130 amino acids. The transcript has 3 exons.
UCUAAAUUUCAGUCGGACACUUACUCCGGAUACUCCAGCAUUCGACCAACGGAGGAGCACUUCCUGUUGUCAGAAGCGGCGGUGAACAUGUUUGCACUCAGACUCUGUUCUCUUCACAACAGCGUGUUAUCGCGGUGCGUCGGCACCGUGUCGCCGCUCUGUGCUCAGGUGUCGUCGCUCCACACUCACACAGCUCAGCUCAACUCCAACAGGACAUCCAUUGUCCGCUGUGGUCGUCAGAAAUAUGAGAGGCUGUACACUGUGAUGCUGGUGGGAGCUGAUGGAUCCACAGUCAACAUCAGAUACAAAGAACCCAGACACAUCCUCAUGAUGCCGGUUGAUCUGUCCACUCUGUCCGAGGAGGAGCGGCGGUCACGACAGAAAAAGAGAGCAGUCAAGAAGCAGAAGACGUCCACGGCGGUCGUCUACGAAGACGAAUUUGAAGCCGACAAAUACAGUCAGUUCUGGAAGAAGAAAUAAUGAAAGAAUCUCAGACUCGGACACUCAUCAGAAGCUGCGUUUUCCUGUGAUUCUGCCAGGAUGAGGUUACUGUCUCCUAACGCUGGUCAUAGUAACAUUGUUAAUAUGUUAUAAUGUUAAUAAACUGAUAAAAAAUGCA